Molecule: messenger RNA, 1765 nt
Organism: Aspergillus ibericus CBS 121593
Lineage: Eukaryota; Fungi; Ascomycota; Eurotiomycetes; Eurotiales; Aspergillaceae
Exons: 2
Coding region: 131-1483 (450 amino acids)
Source: RefSeq, a predicted model, not a curated record
UAUAUAUUCCAACUUCUUGGACCCAUAUCCGUUUGGCCAGCUGGUGCCUGCUGCCAAUUUGGAGCUGCGGUUUUUGAGGCUGUCGACGCCCACCUAGGAUCUAUAUCAGCGUGUUGACGUAUCUUCCAAAAUGGCGACCACACCACCACCCCCUUCGACGCUGCGAAUGCCCCCUACUCCGCGACUUGGAGCCAAAUAUGAUCAAUACGAACCAUAUUCGACGCGAUAUUCGGCCAGGCUAGCUAGCCAACGCGCCUCCAGAGAGAGAGAGUCUCGUACGACUCCCCCGCCUAGUUUCCCGAGCUCGAAGACUGCGAAGAAGUACGACAUCAAUGAAUCAGAGACCCUAUCCCCACCUAGCUCAGUCCAGAGCUCUCUUCGGAAGCAGAGGUCGGCCCGAAACGCCGGGUUGUUCGCGACACAUUCACUCGAGGACCCCUCCAGCACAGAUGACUCGGACCCCUUCAGCGGCCCUGAACCUUCCUACAUCCGUCAUCAACCACGAUCACUCCGACCGACCAUGACCGACGGAAUGCUGCCCACUCCGGCAAAGACGCCCCGAAAGAAGGCUGUCGCUGAUGUUGGGAGCGCCGCACGAGUGCUCUUCCCUCCUCCCAGCUCCAAGAAGAAGACCAAGAAACACACGGGAUUCUCGCUGGACAGUUUUAGCGAGGAUAGCACUCGGGGUGGGUCUGAGAUCCAAAUUUACACCGACUCUCGUGACCGGAUCCCAGAAGUCGACGAAAGUGAGGAGAAUCCGUUCUACAAGAAACCCGUGGCUAGCAAGACAGCUACUCGCGCCCCAAGACGCAAAGAAAGCCGCCGUGACAAGGAAAUCGACGACUCGAUUGACCGUGAAGAUGGCAUGGUUUACGUUUUUCGCGGCAAGAAAAUGUUCCGCAAGUUCACCGAUGACCUGGAGAGCGACAGUGAAGAUGAUGAUGACUUGGGCUUGUUGGCAGCCCGCCCGGACCUGAUCGAUUCGUCGAUCACGGACAAUGUGCGCCCUCUGACUCGCUCAUCGAUCAAGCCUCGUGUGCUGUUCCCCACUACAGAGGAACAGAUUCCGCAAGAAACUCAUCUGAGUGACGUGGAUGAGGAGGCGGCCACUGAUAUCGAGGAUCAUCUACUCCAUGAUGAAACCGAAGAGGCUGAGGAACCUGCCGUCGAUAUGGAGAUGCAGCAGCGACUAGUCACCCCUCCUCCUCAUUCUACCAUCGAAACCCCUGCAUCGCCGGGCGCGACCAUGCGGUCAUUGCGUUCUCGAACCAAACGAGAGGGGCCGGACCAUAGCGACACGCCCACAGUCUCCGAGACCAAGAAAAAGCGUGUUAGUCCUUUCGACGGCUGGCUGCGCAAGAAACAGACCCCUGCCGUGACUGGGACCAAGGCCAAGAAACGAGACGCCGAAGCUGCUGGCAGCCCCGGUGGCCCCGCUCCCAAGAAGUCUCGAAGCAAUAAAAUUACCGCGUCGUCCGUGUGAACACUUGAGCCCAUGUACAAGGAUACCGUGUAUCUCAAGGGUAGAGUCCUGAAGCCGUCGGGAGCCGGGUGUUCUUUCUUUUCCUAAUACUGCCGUCAAGGAUUCUUUUCAAGAAACUCGACGAGCAUCUUUGUUUACAGCGUUCUUAUUUUUCUGAUUUGAUAUUCACUGGCGUCCUUGAACUUCAGGUCGGCUGUCUUAGGUUUUUAAUGUGUCCGACUGCCCUCGGUUUUCGUUUGUUUGAUACCACCUACAAGGACAACAUCUUUGUCUUGAACAUAC